AUGAUGAAGAGGGAGUUUGACGUCACUGCGGGGAUAUUCGGUAGUGGAAAGAGUGGAGUGCCUACUUUGGCCCGCGACGGGACGUGGGCGGACGACACGGCAUACCCGCUCAGCGACCCCCUGCCCGAACCGUCUGAUGCGCAAAACCUCUCGGUUGACAUCCCUGGUAAAACUGCCGUACUCCUGCAAUUGGCCGGAAAAGGGGUUCGAAAGCCACGCAAGGCCUUUUUCCCGGACGGCAAGGCGCAGCUUUGGUUGGAAGACAUGCAGGUGCAUGUCUGCACUACGGCCGCUUACACCCACCUUGGCGGGAUCCUGGACUACAGAGGAUCGAUGCUGCCCGAGACAAAGCACAAGGCUUGCAAAGCUACGCUGCGAGGCGAGGCUAUGAUGAGGCAAAUUUGGCCCAGCUUUCUCAGCGAGUGUGCCGGGAAUGCACAGGAUGUCACAGAUGCCUUGGUUGUCAAGCCCCUGUUCAAUGUCGGCGACAAGGUGGAGUAUCGCAGCGACACGCACAGGCAGUGGCUGGCGGGCACAGUGCAAAAGGUCCGAGAGGGCGGCACCGUCUACGACCUCGACGUGAAGAAAGGAGCGCACGCCAGCAAGCUGCGGAAAGCGGUUGUCUCGCAGCCUGGCAGCAACCUGGGCUACGAUGGCUCACCGACCAGGAGCCGUCAAGGAGCAAAUUCUUCGGCACUGUCGGCACCCUCGGUGUCGAGGCCACCACCCAAAACUGGAACUGUCCUGGAGCCCGUGACGACCGCCCCCGGCACCAGGCCGUCGCUCGCUCGCAAUCGCUCGGAGCUGGCGCGGAAUGUGUCGGACAGAACCGAGCUCGAGGUGCGACCUUUUGCGCUCGACGUUGGGCUGCCAGAGGAGUGGGCGGCCCAAGUGGGGCAGGAAAUGACCUCCCGUGCCGGGGCGGUCACCGUGCGAAAGAUGGUGGAGACCACGAAGCGUCUCCUUCAGAACCUCGAGAGUGCUCUGAUCCUUCGUGCAGGUUUCUUGGCGGGCGUCUUCCAUUCCUGGCGCCUCCAGGGAGAGCUCACGAGGUAUGAGGAGGAGCACCGGCAGGAGUUGGAGCAGCAUCACGAUGCCUGGGCCGCGCAUUUCCAGCAGCACCAGAUGUCGUUCCAGGAGACGCUGGCCAAGCAUGCAGAGCACCAGAUGACCGCGAAGGAGAAGCGAAAGCAGCAGGCUGACCUCAUUAUCUGCCAGUGGGCCGCAGGCGACGCGAAGGGCACUUGCAAGCAGGCCCUGAGAUCCUGGUCCCACUACGCCCUCCAGGAGCGACGAGCGAAGCGCGCGUCGUCUCGGAUUACCCAGAUGAUCUAUGGAUGGGCCGAGGGCAAGACGAAGGGGACGGCCCGCGCCUGCUUCCAGAACUGGAAGAUGGAGGCCCUCUCGUCUUCGGCUGAGAGAAAGAGGGAAGCGGAUCUUGCGAAGCUGACGGCAUCUCAAGCAAACGAGCAGGCACGAAGGGACGCCGAGAUGGCCGCAAAGCUGGCGGAGAUCGAAAGCAGGAAGAAGGACCGCACCAGCGGCGUGGAAGCCGUCAUGGCGAACUGGGCCAAGGGCAAAGUCAAGGGCACUGCAGCCCUCUGUUGGAAGCAUUGGUCUGACUUCGCCAAGGCGGUGAAGAGUCGAGCUAGGCGCCACGAGGCGGUAAAGAUGCAGAUGAUGAAGUGGGCUGAGGGCGAGGCCAAGGGCACCGCCCGGAGUGUGUGGCUUUGCUGGAAGCAUGAAGCGAAAGCCAACAAGAUCGCACGGCAGGCCGAGCAAGCCGCGAAGGAGGAAGCCAAGCGCCUCGAGAUGAUGCUCGCCGACGAGCAGAGGAAGAAUGGGGAGCUCCACCAGACUGCAGCGCAGAUUCUCGCGGACAAGAAAGCAGCCGCGCACAGGCAGAUCGAGUACAUCGCUGCCAAGUGGGCUGGAGGCGCCAACAAAGGCGCCAAGUCCGGCAUCUUCAAGGGCUGGCACAGCUACGUGAAGGAUGCCAAGGCCAAAGGAAGGAAAAACCAGGCAGUCCAUGCCGCCCUCACCAAAUCGCUCUUGGGCGAGGCCAAGGGUGCCGCCAAGACGGCCCUUCUCAAUUGGCACAUGCUCACAAAAGACGAGAAGGCGAUGAGGAAGCGGGAGGAAGACGAGAAGCAGGCGAACGCAAAGCUGGCCGCGUCCCUGCAGGAGAAAGAGGCCGAGCUUCAGAAGCACCUGCUGCAGUUGCAAGCCGCGGGUGAUUCCGCCAAGGCGCGUGCCCAGCAUGCCACGCAGAUGGUUUUAAAGAAAUGGCUGGGAGGUGAUCGCGUCGGCAUGCUGAAGCAGUUCUGGCAGGACUGGAUCACCUUCAUCCAAGAAGGCAAGCAGGCCGCUAUGCAGAGAGAGAGCGUCAAGGAGUCAGUCAUGCGUUUCAUCCUCAGCGACCAGCGCGGUCUGCUGUAUUCUUGUGUGAACUCCUGGAUGAACUACGUGCGCUUCGAGGCGAAGCAGCAGCGGCUGCAUGAACAGCAGCAGCAAAAGAUGAUGGACCUGCAAGCGGGCCUGGACCAGGCCAUGAAGAAGCAAGAAGUCCAGAUGCUGAGGGCUGCGGAAGCCUUUGCCGGGAAGCAGGGCCCUGUGCUUAUGGGCAUGGCGUACCGAGCCUGGCAUGACCUCUCGAUGGGCGAGAGAGCCCGAGAAGAAGCGGAGCGGGAGCGCCUGGUCGCGCUCGAGGAAAUGGAGCUGCAACGUGAGCAAGAAGAAAACAGACGCAACGAACGCAUCGCCAGAGCUCUCGAUGGCAUGGGCUGUAAAAGGACUCGGGUCAUUCUGAAUGAGUAUUUCUCAGCUUGGGCGCUGCUCUGGGAUACCGAGAAACUGGAGAAGAUGCAGAAGCUGGCGCACAACUCGCAGAUGCAAGCGUACUCGGAGUAUAUGCUGGGCAAGAACUUGGCGAGGAACGCUGCGACACUGUUGGCGAAUUCCUUCAAGGAGUGGCACAUGGAGACGAAGGCAGCGGCCCAUUCGCUCCAUUUGGACACCCAGGAGGAGAAUCUUCGGCAGACGAUGGAGUACGCGCAACAGCUGGAGCAGGAGCGCGACGACCUCCAGGAGCAGCUGCAGCUGUACUACCAGCAGAUUGAUUUAAUCACCGAGACGCUGCAGAAGGAGCUGCAGACCAAGGAAGAGUUGGCUUCGGAGCUGCGGGAUGCGUACGACAAGAUGCGGCAGCAGUCCAAGGUGCCCUUGACCACGCCCAGUACCAUGGCGAGUCUGGACUCGCGAAGCCGCACCAGCAGCGUGGAGGGGCGACGCAAGGAGACCACGCAGACGCCAAAGGGCGCUCGCACGCUUGGCACCCCGCGCACUGCCACAGCGGCCGCGGUGGGCGCUGCGAACACCGGCAACAGCACCGGCUCUGCCAAGGACCGGCGGACGGAGCCCAGGACCGAGCCGCUCGCGGCGAUGCCUUCGCUGCCACCGGCGCGAAGAUCUCGGGGCCGGGAGGAUGACCUUGACUGGAACCAUGCAGUGCAGCGGAUGUCAGACGAAGGGCUCGUACAUCUCGACUCCUAG
Molecule: messenger RNA, 3552 nt
Organism: Symbiodinium sp. CCMP2592
Lineage: Eukaryota; Dinophyceae; Suessiales; Symbiodiniaceae
Source: the annotation of a GenBank genome assembly